Setaria italica (foxtail millet) is the source of this 498-nucleotide messenger RNA. RefSeq lists its product as uncharacterized. Gene Ontology annotation, molecular function: nucleic acid binding. The record is from RefSeq and is a predicted model, not a curated record. Gene Ontology annotation, biological process: DNA integration. NCBI's taxonomy places the organism in Eukaryota, Viridiplantae, Streptophyta, Magnoliopsida, Poales, Poaceae. Bases 1 to 498 code for a protein of 165 amino acids. The transcript has a single exon.
AUGGCGGAACCUUUCAAGACCACCCCGGGCGGCUACACACACAUCUUCAUGGCAGUCGACAAAUUCACCAAGUGGAUUGAGGUCAAGGCUAUUGCCAGCAUCGAGUCAGCUAAAUUCACUCAGUUCGUGGAGGAAAUUAUGCACCGCUUCGGAGUGCCAAAUAGGAUCAUAACCGACCUUGGCGCACAAUUCACAGGCUUCGAGUUCUGGGAUUUCUACCAGGACAACCUCAUCGACGUAUACUACUCCUCAGUAGCGCACCCGUGUUGCAACGGUCAGGUCGAACGUGCAAUUGGGAUGGUCCUUCAGUACCUCAAGUUGCGCAUCUUCGACAAGGCAUCCAAGUACGCCACCAAGUGGCUAUGCAAGCUACCUUAUGUCAUCUGGUUCCUACGAACACAGAAGAGUCGGGCUACCGGCUACACCCCUUUCUUCAUGGUGUACGACUCAGAGGCCGGCCUUCCAUCCGACAUGGCCUUUGGCGCCUCACGUAUCUAG